GAUUCGCGCUUACUGCGCGGCAGCCCGCCCCCGGCCUCUCCGGCAGCCAAUGAGGUGCCGGCUACCGCCGAGGUGCCCGGCGAGCCCCGGCGCGAUGGCGGCGGCCACGAGCGGUCGGUGCGCGGUGCUGGGCGCUGUGUCCGCCGGAGCCGGUCGGGCCGUGACGCGAUGGCGGCGCUUCCUGCUGCCCGGCGGAGGGCCGCGCCUGCUGCCCGCCCGCAGCGCGGCGUUGGAGCCCGGGCCAUGCUGUGCCGUGACGGUGGACGUCGGCGGCAGGAAGAUGGAACUGUCUUCUGGAAAACUUGCCAGGUUUGCUGAUGGAGCUGCCGUCGUUCAGCUAGGGGACACGGCAGUAAUGGUCACAGCGGUCAGUAAAACCAAACCUUCUCCAUCUCAGUUCAUGCCAUUAGUGGUAAGUUCUACUGACAAAACUUGUUUUCUGGUGAUCCGCGGCAGCCUUAGUUGCACAAGUCAUUGAACAGAGAGCUCGAGAUACUGAGGGGAGCAAAAGC
Molecule: messenger RNA, 512 nt
Organism: Coturnix japonica (Japanese quail)
Lineage: Eukaryota; Metazoa; Chordata; Aves; Galliformes; Phasianidae
Source: RefSeq, a predicted model, not a curated record